CUCACUCUUUUGGAAAAGUGUUGGGCCUAAUUUUAAGCUAAAAUGAAAAAGUGAAAGUAACACUUUUACAGACGGAGAGUAUGAAAAACAACCUGAAACAACCUGAAACAGUAGAAAAAUAUAACUUACUGUAAAUAUCACUCACUCUCCCCUAGCUAGUGCCUGUAAUAAAUAUAUAUGCUGCUUUCUGCUCACACACACACCAAUCACAAACCUAACCCCCCAUCUUUCUCUUCCCUUUACUAUUUCAUUUGUCCUCCUCCUCCAACUUACUUGUGUUCUUCUUCUACUUUAAUGGCUACAGGAUCAGAUGAAUCUAGUAGUACUAGUACUGCUGCUGCUGCAUCUAGUCUCAGUAUCACUGUUGAAAAACCUUCUAGUUCGCAAUUAACCGAGCUGAAUAUCAAGUCAUGGCCAAAAUGGGGUUGUCCACCGGGGAAAUUUCCAUUAAAAUUCGAUGCAGAAGAAAUAUGUUAUCUACUAAAAGGAAAAGUGAAAGCAUACACCAAAGGAUCUUCGGAAUGUGUAGAGUUUGGUGCAGGUGAUCUUGUUACCAUCCCUAAAGGCCUUUCUUGUACCUGGGAUGUUUCCGUGGCUGUCGACAAACACUACAAAUUCGCUUCUCCGUGAUCAUCAUCAUCACCACGAUACUAAUUAUUCAGUUCUUUUUCUUCAUUUUUUUUUCCCCAUUUUCUUAGCAAAACUUGGUUUGAUUUUUAGCUUAGAAUGUUGUUAAAUGUGAUGAUGGAAUCUAGUCAAAGAAAGAGGGAAAAAAAUAUUACGAGUCAAUGCAUGUCGCGUUCAAAGUAGUAGUAGUAUAUAUUUACUUUGUGUGAAAUGAAAUGAAUGAGCUUUUAAUGUUUCCUUUGA
This is a messenger RNA of Papaver somniferum (opium poppy), 870 nucleotides long. RefSeq lists its product as uncharacterized. The record is from RefSeq and is a predicted model, not a curated record. Lineage: Eukaryota; Viridiplantae; Streptophyta; Magnoliopsida; Ranunculales; Papaveraceae. The transcript is spliced from 2 exons. Bases 178 to 630 code for a protein of 150 amino acids.